AUGACCCAACCGAUCCAACAACUCUCCAACCUUCAUUUCCGCUCCGACGCCUCGCAAUCCAACUCUCUCUCCUCAGCGGGUAAAGUCGGUCUUAUCCUUGGUUUAAUUGCAGGGGUCACAUUGAUCGUCCUCCUCGUCAUUUUCACCGUGUUGCGCCUGAAACGCGGGCCCGUCAUCACGCUCAGUUCGUUUCUUCCUCAUCCAAGUAGGAAGGCCGCGUCUCUCCGAAAUCUCCCGUCUGACGAUAUCGAACGCGGACUUCGCUCCAGAGCGACGGAUCGAAGCGCCUCACGGGCCACAACGACCCGGACGUCGCGAACGGCUCGAACGACGGAGAAAGACACCACCAGCGGCAGAGGUGGAGGAGGAGGUCGAGGACAGACCAGCUCGCCUGCCCAUUCUCAUUCGCAAUCCCAUCGCAAGGUAGUAGCAGGCCACCACCACCCCCAUAUCUCCUCGCUGGACAAGGAGUUAGGGCUCAAGAAGAAGAAGAGCGCGGGCGGAGGCGGCAGCAGCAACAGCGACCGCGGCUGGGUGAACGUCACGACGCGCGACUUCCACGCCGAUCCGCAUGGACCAACGCCCACGAACCCGCUGAACACCAGCCGCGGGUUGAAUCACAAUGUGACGGUGACGAUGCCGGUGUCUGCGUAUGCCCUGCCGCAUGAGCGCAUGAGGGACCCUGUUCGCGUGCCUCCACAUCCUGUCAUGGCUAGCCCGCGCGUGCCGCCCAGCCCGGCGUUUAGUCGCUUGACGACGAGCACGGCGUCUUCGGCGGCGCUGCCGUCGGCGAGGUUCAUGCCUGGGAUGCGGAAGAGUGAGGAGGGGUGA
This is a messenger RNA of Aspergillus melleus, 831 nucleotides long. RefSeq lists its product as uncharacterized. Bases 1 to 831 code for a protein of 276 amino acids. The record is from RefSeq and is a predicted model, not a curated record. Lineage: Eukaryota; Fungi; Ascomycota; Eurotiomycetes; Eurotiales; Aspergillaceae. The transcript has 2 exons.